AUGGAAUAUGCGAAGCAGGGUCCGUACAUUUCCAAAGUUAUCUACUAUCAGACGAUUGAUGAUACUGAGCCCACAGACCAAACCGUACGCAUUCAUCUAGUUUCGUUAUCUGCGUUUUAUUUGCCGGAGAGGGAGAGACGAAUUUAA
This is a messenger RNA of Hydatigera taeniaeformis, 147 nucleotides long. The record is from the annotation of a GenBank genome assembly. Lineage: Eukaryota; Metazoa; Platyhelminthes; Cestoda; Cyclophyllidea; Taeniidae.